CGCCUCUUGUCUCGGGUGGAGACGCCGCGCGCUCCCGCCUGGGGCUCCCCGUCGCUUUCUCAGCCCGCGCACGCACGCGCGCUCCCCCGGCUCAGCUCCCCCGGCGCGCCCCCGCUCUCCCCUUUGUGGCCCCGGGGCGCUCCCGGGGUGGGACUGGCCUGCGUCGAGCCCCGGCCCCUGCGAGCGGCCGCGCCGAGCGGGGGCUCUCGGGACGGCCCGUGCCCGGGGCCAGAAACUGUAAAGGGGAAUGUCUUACUGCCUCAAGUCAGAAAGCCUUUUGGAUACAGGCCCAAUAUAUGUGCGUGAAAAUGGGCACCUGUAUAUGGUAAAUCAGGGUUCUGGCACUGUAAAAAAUACCACUCCAAAACCAAGGCCUUUUAGACUAUUUUCCAAAGGAUUCUCUGUGGAGCUUUGUAUGAACAGAGAUGAUGACAGUGCAAGGAGAGAGAGAACAGAUCAUUUCAUCUUUACUUAUACUAAGGAGGGGAAUCUCCGGUACUCAGCCAAGUCUCUCUUCGGCCUAGUGUUGGGUUACAUUUCUGACAAUGUUGAUCAUAUUGAUUCGUUGAUUGGCUUUCCAGAGCAGAUUGCUGAAAAGCUUUUUUCUGCUGCAGAAGCAAGGCAAAAGUUCACAGAACCAGUUACAGGACUCAGAGCACUACAAAAAUUUACUGAGGCUUAUGGAAGUCUGGUGCUUUGUUCAUUAUGUUUACAGAAUAGAUAUCUGGUUAUUUCUGAAAAACUUGAAGAAAUUAAGUCUUUCAGGGAGCUGACCUGCUUGGAUCUUUCCUGUUGUAAACUUGGAGAUAACCAUGAAUUGCUAGAACAUAUCACCAAAGAAGCUCUGUCUAGUGUAACUCGGCUCCUCCUGAAGGAUAAUUGUUUGUCAGAUGCAGGCCUUCGCAAAAUGACAGCGCCAGUUCGAGUGAUGAAAAGGGGACUUGAAAAUCUUUCUGUAUUAGAUUUGUCUUGUAACCCUGAAAUCACUGAUACGGGAAUUGGGUACCUUUUUUCUUUCAAGAAGCUGAAUUAUUUGGAUAUUUCUGAAACAGGUCUCAAGGAUGUUAAGGCAGUCAUUCAGAGGCUUCAGACCCAAAUAAGCUUAGUUCAUUCAAAAGUGCCUCUGAAAGAAUUUGAUCAUAGUAACUGCAAAACAGAGGGAUGGGCAGAGCAGGGAAAUUACAACUGCAGGAAUUUCAUUGUCACAGAUUGGGAUGGAAAGCGACGCAGGAUAGAAGAACCAGUCAAGUGUACAUUGGUGCAGAUUAAAGCAAAAGCUUCUGAAAACUUGCAGUUCUAUAAGGAUAAAGUACAAAACUGCCAUUUCCCUUUAUUGAAAAAGGAGGCUGCAGCUAGCCACCAAUUAAAGAAAAAUAAAGAGAAAGGUUUAACUGAACAAGAGAGAGAACGAACUUCAAAGCAGAAGCACACGUGCCUGACCAUGGAAGAUUGGGACUUGUUGAAUACCUAUUGAUGUAGACAGAUUUCCCUUUUUUUCUGGUGGUAAAGUUGUUAGAAGUAUCAAUAUGAAUUUGUGUAUGGAGAAAGGAGACUGAUAUUUUUUAAAACAGCAGUGGCAUAGCAGCAAAUUAUAGCUACUCGUGUUGGGAGAGGGGAGUGCUAGACCCAAGAGGUGGAGUGAUGAUCAUUCUAAUGUAUAUUUUCUAUACAUAAUUUUUUCAAAUAAAUUUUGUUGUCACCCUUAACUAAUGCCUGUGACAUGCAUA
Terrapene triunguis (Three-toed box turtle) is the source of this 1727-nucleotide messenger RNA. Its product is annotated as leucine-rich repeat-containing protein 42. NCBI's taxonomy places the organism in Eukaryota, Metazoa, Chordata, Testudines, Emydidae. The coding region runs from base 248 to 1474 and encodes 408 amino acids. The transcript is spliced from 8 exons. Gene Ontology annotation, molecular function: protein binding. The record is from RefSeq and is a predicted model, not a curated record.